AUGAUUAAAAGUAGUAGAACCAAAAGAAGAAAAACUAGACAAGAAAUACAUUUAUUUGAGGAAAUAUAUUCAAACUGUGAGUUAGAUGAAUGUGCUUCCAAGUUAUCCGAAGGACAAAACAUUGAACCGUAUGAAGGACAAAAUAUAAACAUAUUCCAAAAACAAAAAAUACCAGUUUCAAAUUAUAAUGUUGUAUUCGGAAAUAAUGAUGCCAUGAUACUGCCAUAG
Macrosiphum euphorbiae (potato aphid) is the source of this 228-nucleotide messenger RNA. Lineage: Eukaryota; Metazoa; Arthropoda; Insecta; Hemiptera; Aphididae. The record is from the annotation of a GenBank genome assembly.